Molecule: messenger RNA, 3132 nt
Organism: Monomorium pharaonis (pharaoh ant)
Lineage: Eukaryota; Metazoa; Arthropoda; Insecta; Hymenoptera; Formicidae
Gene: IleRS-m
Product: isoleucine--tRNA ligase, mitochondrial
Exons: 15
Coding region: 168-3068 (966 amino acids)
Biological process (GO): isoleucyl-tRNA aminoacylation
Cellular component (GO): cytosol
Molecular function (GO): ATP binding; aminoacyl-tRNA deacylase activity; isoleucine-tRNA ligase activity
Source: RefSeq, a predicted model, not a curated record
CUAUCGAUAAGCGAGUUAUACAAACAGACCUCGUGUUACACGUGCACAUGCGUGCGAAAUCGGAGAUUAUGGUAUUUAAAAAUGGCGUACCAAGCUCGAGUGUGUGAAGGAGCUUAGGUUAGGAAAAUAGAGAGUGGAAAAGAAGUGUUCCUUUUUGUAUUUGAAUAAUGUCCAUGCUUAGUACAACAAUGAGGCGAUUGUUUAAGACGACCGGACUCACGGUGCGGACUUACGCGGAAUUUUGCCGCGCCAUGUGGCUGAGGGGCAUAAAGAGCGCCGCAAAGCAAAGCUAUACGAAAACCGUUUUGCUACCGCAAACCAAUUUCCCGGCGCGACUCGGCGGCAGUAAACGGGCGGAGAUGGACAGUUAUUUAAUAGAGAAAUGUGGCUUCUUGGAAUUAUACAACUGGCAGAGACAAAAUCUUGAGGGACCAGAUUUUGUCUUACACGAUGGACCGCCAUAUGCGAAUGGAGAACCGCACAUGGGUCAUGCUAUUAACAAGGUCCUUAAGGAUAUCACACUAAGAAGCAAGAUUAUAAUGGGCAGAAAAGUGCAUUAUGUCCCGGGUUGGGAUUGUCAUGGCUUACCAAUUGAGCAAAAAGUGCUUAGUGACACGAAAAUCGACAGUCCCUUGGAGAUUCGCCGCAAAGCUAAAAGAUAUGCAAGUGACGCUAUAGCGAAACAACGACAAGCUUUUACAUCAUGGGGCAUUAUGGCUGAUUGGAAUGAAUCGGGUUGUUAUUUUACAAAUCACAUCUUGUACGUAAAAAACCAAAUGCAACAAUUUAUAAAUUUAUAUGACAAAGGCCUCGUGUUCAGAGCCUUCAAACCUGUAUACUGGUCACCAUCUUCCAGAACAGCAUUAGCAGAAUCGGAGUUGGAGUAUAACGAGUCUCAUGAGAGCAAAAGUGUUAUUAUUCGCAUGCAACUCGACACGAAUACAUUAACCUUAAAAUUAAAGGAUUUUGCAAACAAGCCACUCUAUGCCCUUAUCUGGACCACUACACCGUGGUCACUGAUAGCUAAUCAAGCUAUAGCUUUCUCGAAUGACGUUUCGUACUGCAUCGUGCAAGAUAAUUCAAAAAAUUGGUAUAUUCUUGCUCAAGCGUGCUUAGCAACUAUCGAGCAGAAACUCGGGCCGUUAAAACUAAUUACAACUAUUAUGGGACAGGAAUUGGGUGAAGUUAAGUACCUUCAUCCUAUUACAAAACAAUGUUUACCAUUCCUACCUGGACAUCACGUUACAACCGAUGUUGGUACUGGAUUAGUUCACACAGCACCCGCGCACGGUCCCGAAGACUUUCUCAUCGCGAUUGAGAAUAAUAUAUCAAUACUGUCUUUGAUAGAUGACGACGGACAUUUCACCAAAGAAGCGGGCGACGAAUUCUCUGGCUUGGAUGUCUUAAACGAUGGCGCUGAUAAAGUCUUGCAACAUAUCGGUGAAGACGUAUUACACACCGACAUGAUUACGCACAGCUACCCAUAUGAUUGGCGAACCAAGAAACCCGUGAUCAUCCGCGCGAGUCAUCAAUGGUUCAUAGAUCUAAAGUCUAUCAAGGAAAAGGCGAUUGACAGCAUCGCUAAUAUAAGGAUAUACCCGGAACAAAAUCGGACGUCGUAUUUGAAUGCAUUGAUCGCUCAAGUUAAGCAGCGGCCGUACUGGUGUAUUUCCCGACAACGGGCCUGGGGAACGCCGAUACCGGUAUUGCACAAUAAACAAACUGGUGAUACGUACACGAGCAGAAAAUGGGUCGAAAGAUUGUGCAGGCUGCUGGAGCGACACGGUACAGAUUAUUGGUGGGAGCUACCGAUCGAGAAAUUAAUUGGUCGCGAACUUCGACAGGAACUGAACAACAAUAUAGGCGAUUUGGAAAGGGGAAUUGAUAUCAUGGAUAUAUGGUUGGAUAGCGGUCUCUCGUGGUCGGCCGUUUUGCCUGAACAUAAAGCAGAUUUGUAUUUAGAGGGAAUGGAUCAAUUUCGUGGUUGGUUUCAGUCAUCAUUACUAACAUCCAUUGCUCUUCAAGAACGUGCUCCCUACAGCGCAUUAUUCGUGCACGGAUUUGCUGUAGACGAUAAAGCCUCGAAAAUGUCGAAGUCAGUUGGAAACGUCAUAAAUCCCGAGAUAAUUACCAAAGGCGGAAAAAAUUUAAAUAAUAAUCCGGCGUAUGGCGUUGAUACUCUAAGAUGGUGGGUAGCUAGUCACGGAUGCCAACAUAGCCAGGUUCCGGUCACAACUACAUUGUUGAACGAAAGUCACGAAACUGUACAAAAAUUGCGUUUAGUCUUACGAUUUCUAUUAGGCGUUUUACAUUCGUAUAGCGAAGGAGUAACAGUCGAACCCGAAUAUCUCUACCUUGACAAAUACAUGCUACAUGCAUUGCACCAGUAUAACAAAAAUAUUCAAAACUUUUAUGACAAUUAUUUGUAUCACCACGCGUGUAAAUUGGUGACGAAUUUUCUGGCGAACACCGUGUCGCCGAUAUAUUGCCAUUUGAUUAAAGAUAGACUUUACUGCGACGAAGCAGCAUCCCCCACGCGUCUUGCUGCGGUAGAAGUGACGCGUGGAAUUCUGACUAUACUUGCGAGAUCUAUCGCGCCGAUUGUUCCUCAUUUAGCGGAGGAAGUAUGGCUAUACCAUCCUGAAAAUUUGGCUUCAGUGCCGUUGUAUCAUACUGAAUAUAAAGUACCGGAAGCUUGGCAUCAACCGGAAAUUGCUAAGCAUGUAGAGACAGCUCUAACUCUGAGAAGCAAAGUGAAUACAGUGGCUGAUCGUAACACAUGGGAAUUGUCGGGCAUCGUGAAGGCUUCAAAAGACGAUUAUGAAUCACUUUCAAUGCUUCAAAAGGAUCAGGAAUCCUCUACGUCGGAAUUAUGCGAAAUUUUGCAACUUUCGUCAAUUACGUUAGUAGAAUCACCCACAGUAACCGAAACGCAAAUUGAGUUACAUAACACUGAAAAAAUGCUCUGCCAAAGGUGUAGGAGGCAUCCUGAAUUAGAUAAAAAUGGUCUUUGCAGUCGUUGCAUCAAAGUACUCGAUGUGGCAAAUGUAUCAUCUAUAUCUAUGUAGAGUGUGGUUGACUAUUUCUUAAUUAUCGUUUUUGCUAAAUAAAUAUAAAAGACAAACUUUUUUC